This is a messenger RNA of Pungitius pungitius (ninespine stickleback), 1395 nucleotides long. Its product is annotated as transcription factor HES-5-like. The transcript has 2 exons. Bases 16 to 564 code for a protein of 182 amino acids. The record is from RefSeq and is a predicted model, not a curated record. Gene Ontology annotation, cellular component: nucleus. Gene Ontology annotation, molecular function: DNA-binding transcription factor activity, RNA polymerase II-specific; protein dimerization activity; RNA polymerase II cis-regulatory region sequence-specific DNA binding. NCBI's taxonomy places the organism in Eukaryota, Metazoa, Chordata, Actinopteri, Perciformes, Gasterosteidae. Gene Ontology annotation, biological process: regulation of neurogenesis; anterior/posterior pattern specification; regulation of transcription by RNA polymerase II.
GUAUAAAUAGGAGGGAUGAAGCCAGCAGAGAUCAGAUCCUCUCUACAGAGACCUCUACAGCACAGAGAUCCACACAUGGCUCCUACAAUCACUGCAGCAAGGACCAGUUCUCAGGAGCACCUGCCUCUGACCCACAAGCUCAGGAAGCCUCUGGUGGAGAAGUUACGCAGAGAGAGAAUCAACAGCAGCAUUGAGCAGCUCAAGUCUCUCCUGGAUCCAGAGUUCCUCAAACAGCAGCCAGACUCCAAGCUGGAGAAAGCAGACAUCCUGGAGAUGACCGUUUUUGUCCUGAGACGACUGCAGCAGCAGAAUCAUCAAGCUGUGGACUCAGCAGCUGUUGGACAGGGCUACUCCAGAUGUGUCCAAGAGGUGACCCACUUCCUGUGUGAGGAGCAGGUGAAGACACAGUCCCAGAGAAGACUGCUGAACCACUUCAACAAGCUGCAGUCUUCCUGUGAGAAGAACCUGAGAGACGCUGACUUCUCUCCUCUGAGCUCCUCAGUCCAGACCAGCAUCAGCAAAGACAAGAGUCCAGUGAGCAGCGCCCCCUGGAGGCCGUGGUAGACUCCUACAGGCUUGAGCUGCUACCAGACUGAGGUGACCACGAUGGUCAAAGAUGACUCUUCUCAAUUCUACAAUGUUAUGAAUUUGUUCUUCUGGUUGUACAGAAGUAGUUUUGUCUCUUUUCUUUGAAGAAGAUGAUGUUUCUUGAUGAAAUGACAUCAUGUUUAUCUUUCAAGUUGAGAAAGAGAGCUUCUUAUCAUGCAUGUUGCAUGAACCUAAUCUGAUUGCAUCAGCAAUAAUUAUUAUACCUCACUGUGCUUCAUGUAUUGGUGAAGUGGUGAAAGGUAUGGAUACCAAUGGUAUCUUUCAGUUGUUGAAGGCCUUUAUUAUCUUUGAUUACAGUAAACUGAUCUGUUAAUAGAUCCAAAUAUUGAGUUUCUUUUUAAAAAAGAUCUGUUUAAUGUCACAAUUUUUCUGUGAUGAUUCUAUUCCUUACUUUACUUUGUUUCAUUUGGUAGUACAAUAUUACACAUUGAUAAUACUUGUUACCUCUUGAUUAAUAUUAAUAAUUACGAACAAAAGUGUUUUUGUAGUUUUUCUCAUAAUUUCAUUUUCAGGAUCAUUUUUUAGAUCAAUAUGUUGAUCCUUUUAUCUUAAAAGGUUUAAUAAUCGCCACUCUUUUUCAGUGACAUUGACAAAUUCCUUUGAUUCAAAAGAAUUUUUUGUUUAAUAACAAGAAUGUGACCUGUUGUGUGGUCAGUUUCUACUUUUUAUGAAAGUAUUUAAAUCCACGUAGAAAAGUAUUUUUAGGACAUUGAGUACUGUGUCCUCAAAUAUUAUAAACUGUUGUCUUUCAUGAAGACAUUUGUUUCAUUACGCUCUCUUGUUGAA